AACUCCCUCCCGAUGGUCGUGCGGCCGGAGCAGGAAGCUCGUGGGUGCAGGCGACGACCGGACACUCUGGUGACGACCCUGACAAAACGAUCAGGUGCCCUAUAUAAGACCCGACGGAGAUUUCUAUCCCACAGUCAAACCCAAGCUGCCUCAACAUGAAGUUUGUGAUCCUCGCCGCCCUGGCCUCCGUGGCCCUCGCCGCCCCCCAGUACUCCUACGACGCCCCCGCCAGGGACUCCAGCGAGGAGCGCGAAUUCAUCCCCAUCCUUAGGGACGAACGCGUCCACGAGGAGGACGGAACCUACAACCUGGACGUGGAGACCGGCAACGGCAUCGUCGUUUCCCAGUCCGGCUCCCCCGACGGCCCCGAUGGCUCCGUGGUGAAGGCUGGAGAAUACUCCUACACUGCCCCUGACGGCACCCCCGUCCACGUCAAGUUCGUCGCCGACGGCAACGGCUACCAGCCCCAGUCUGACCUGCUGCCCGUAGCCCCCGCCUUCCCCCACCCCAUCCCCCAGUUCGUGCUGGACCAGAUCGCCUUCGCCGCCGAGGAGGACGCCAAGCGCGCCCGCGGUGAGCUGGACUCCUCCGAGGAGAGCUACAACUACGCUCCCCCAGCUCCCUCCAGCUCAUAUGGAGCUCCCCAGUAACUGAUGCAAUGACACCAUGUGAAAGUGUACAAGUAAUUUAUUUGUCAUAACGAUACCUACCUAAUAUAUAUAUAUUACUGAAGAAA
This is a messenger RNA of Eriocheir sinensis (Chinese mitten crab), 736 nucleotides long. RefSeq names its product cuticle protein AMP1A-like. Gene Ontology annotation, molecular function: structural constituent of chitin-based larval cuticle. Bases 156 to 650 code for a protein of 164 amino acids. Gene Ontology annotation, cellular component: chitin-based extracellular matrix. NCBI's taxonomy places the organism in Eukaryota, Metazoa, Arthropoda, Malacostraca, Decapoda, Varunidae. The record is from RefSeq and is a predicted model, not a curated record. The transcript has 3 exons.